AUGCGGGGUCUUCUACUGGCUGGAGCCCUUGGCCUACCUUUGGCCGCCAUCGCGCAUCCUACUCAUCAUGCACAAGGACUUCAACGUCGCACAGUUGACCUGAAUUCAUUCCGUCUGCACCAAGUAGCAAAGUAUAUCAACUCGAUCGAUUCCUCCAAUGAUGUGUCAUCCUCUUUCUCUCCAUUCGCCGAGCAGAGCUACGUGGAGACGGCGACCCAGCUCGUGAAGAAUAUCCUGCCGGACGCCACCUUCCGUGUUGUCAAGGACCAUUAUAUUGGGAGCAAUGGGGUCGCUCACGUUAACUUUCGUCAAACGGCCCAUGGCCUUGACAUUGACAAUGCGGACUUCAAUGUCAAUGUUGGGAAAAAUGGGAAGAUCUUUUCCUAUGGCCACUCCUUCUAUACAGGCAAGAUUCCCGAGGCCAACCCUUUGACGAAGCGGGAUUACACCGAUCCUGUAGCAGCGCUCAGGGGAACCUCCGAAGCUCUGCAGCUUUCGAUCACUCUGGAUCAAGUCUCCACGGAGGCUACGGAAGACAAAGAGUCGUUUAAUUUCAAGGGAGUCUCCGGCACCGUGUCAGAGCCCAAGGCUCAGCUAGUCUAUCUGCUCAAGGAAGAUGGCAGCCUUGCUUUGACCUGGAGGGUCGAGACCGAUAUUGACAGCAAUUGGCUGUUGACCUACAUUGAUGCCAAUACCGGCAAAGAUGUCCAUGGUGUGGUUGACUACGUCGCCGAAGCGGACUACCAAGUAUAUGCAUGGGGCCUGAACGAUCCAACAGAGGGUGCUCGUACCGUCAUCAGCGACCCAUGGGAUUCGUCCGCAUCUGCAUUCACCUGGAUCAGUGACGGAGACAAGAACUAUACGACUACGCGCGGGAAUAAUGGUAUUGCGCAGUCGAACCCGACUGGUGGCUCUCAGUACCUGAACAACUAUCGGCCCGAUAGCCCCGAUCUGAAAUUCCAGUACCCAUUUUCGCUCAAUGCGACACCCCCGGAGUCCUAUAUCGAUGCGUCUAUCACGCAGCUGUUCUACACUGCCAACACGUACCACGACCUUCUCUACACCCUGGGCUUCAACGAGGAGGCUGGUAACUUCCAGUACGACAACAACGGUAAAGGCGGCGCUGGAAACGACUACGUGAUCCUGAAUGCUCAGGACGGCUCUGGCACGAAUAACGCCAACUUCGCGACGCCCCCGGAUGGACAGCCCGGCCGCAUGCGCAUGUACAUCUGGACGGAGUCCCAGCCUUAUCGGGACGGCUCCUUUGAGGCAGGUAUCGUGAUUCACGAGUAUACUCACGGUCGUAUUCUCGAACCGGCUUACUGGCGGACCCGCUACGCCCGCUGCUUGAAUGCUCUUGAAUCCGGUGGAAUGGGCGAGGGCUGGGGAGACUUCAUGGCCACGGCCAUUCGGCUGAAGUCCGGCGAUACUCACUCGACCGAUUAUACCAUGGGCGAAUGGGCUGCAAACAAGAAAGGCGGCAUCCGUGCUUACCCGUUCUCCACCUCCCUGGAGACCAAUCCUCUGACCUACGUGAGUCUCAAUGAGUUGGACGAAGUGCAUGCGAUCGGCACCGUGUGGGCUACCGUGUUGUACGAGCUGCUGUGGAACUUGAUUGAUAAACACGGCAAGAACGACGGACCCAAGCCGGAGUUCAAGGACGGAGUGCCGACUGACGGCAAGUAUCUCGCCAUGAAGCUCGUGGUUGAUGGCAUGGCAUUGCAACCUUGCAACCCCAACUGUGUCCAGGCGCGCGAUGCCAUCCUCGAUGCCGAUAAGGCUCUUACCGAUGGUGCUAACAAGUGCGAGAUUUGGAAAGCGUUUGCGAAGCGUGGCUUGGGUGAAGGCGCUGAAUAUCAUGCAUCGCGUCGGGUGGGCAGCGAUAAGGUGCCUUCUGAUGCCUGCUAG
Messenger RNA from Aspergillus bombycis, 1908 nucleotides. Its product is annotated as elastinolytic metalloproteinase Mep. Gene Ontology annotation, molecular function: metalloendopeptidase activity; zinc ion binding. Bases 1 to 1908 code for a protein of 635 amino acids. The record is from RefSeq and is a predicted model, not a curated record. NCBI's taxonomy places the organism in Eukaryota, Fungi, Ascomycota, Eurotiomycetes, Eurotiales, Aspergillaceae. The transcript has 5 exons.